AUGUACACCAAGCAGCCCAAAGAACUGAUUAUACAAUAUGGUACCAAUCAACUGAAACCCGCUAAAUCGAAAUUGAUGAAUGUCAGUGAAAUCAUACGACAUGAGGGAUACAGUCACACCAUAGCAAUACACGAUUUGGCGUUGUUGAAGUUGGAAAGCGCGAUCAUGUCUAAUGACGCCAAUCUAGUAACACUGGCUGAGGGAAACCAAUGCUACGAAGCUUUUAGAACAAAGGCGCCGUUAUUGCUGAUCGGUUGGGGUCUAAAUACGACACACGGCACUUUGCAGCAGCACUUGCAAAAGGUGGAACUAGAUUUACUCCCACGCGAUGAAUGCCGGCAGCGCACAGAAGCACAGCUUUACAGCACAAAUAUAUGCGCUGUGGCACCGGACGGCACGCAGCAGGGACAGUGUAAUGGUGAUUCUGGUGGACCGCUGCUCAUGAAUAAGCAACAAAUUGGCAUCGUUUCGUGGAGUCUAAAGCCAUGUGGCGCUUAUCCUGGCGUGUUCACGAAUGUCGCUUGUUAUGAGCAUUGGAUAAGGAAUUGUAUUGGGUAGUCGAAAAAGUUAUUUCGUAUAUGGUCAUACCAUAUAGUGUUGGAAAGGUGAGAUUUUAAGCUUCAUUCAUCCAAAUAAAAAAAUAGCUUGUCGCUUAUUAUUGAUAAUUCCCUGCAUUUGUUUUUUCUCGCCAUCUCCUCAGCUACAAAAAAACCCGAUCUGUGCGACAAGAGAGUCCCAGUGUGAAUAUAGUCUAAGUAACUAUAACAAUAA
Bactrocera dorsalis (oriental fruit fly) is the source of this 771-nucleotide messenger RNA. RefSeq names its product trypsin alpha-3-like. NCBI's taxonomy places the organism in Eukaryota, Metazoa, Arthropoda, Insecta, Diptera, Tephritidae. Gene Ontology annotation, molecular function: serine-type endopeptidase activity. The record is from RefSeq and is a predicted model, not a curated record. Gene Ontology annotation, biological process: proteolysis. The coding region runs from base 1 to 558 and encodes 185 amino acids. The transcript is spliced from 2 exons.